CACAGACAGGCAUUGACCAAAUUGACCACACAGCAACUCAGUGCGCUCGAUGAGUCGACAUGUACGCAGGCAGAGAGAGCAGAGGCAGGCGCACACAGACAUGAUGAGAGUCCCCCUCCCUUUUGCAAGAGAGCACGACAGACAGCAAUCAACACACUCACGGCUCCAUCACGACAGGCCGACCGCUACAAGACAACGGGUGGAGAAGCAACACACAUACACACAGAGAGGGGCUGUCAGUGGCCGACUGACCGAUAAACCAGCCACGCAGAGCACAUCACUCGAUCGAUGAAGAAGUGUGUCGUUACCCUCCACUGCGCACAUGAUGCACAAUACAUCGGUCCUCCACAUCGGCACAUCACAUUCAUGGACGCUCAAUGACAUGAACGCACCAUAGAUACACCACAUAGGCCCACCAACAACCGUUCCGCGCUCACGCACCAGGCAUCCACUGAGUCAUUCGUGAGGCUUUUUUUUUCACACGCACACGCACGCAGACACACAUCGAGAGACACGAGCACGCCGACAGCGCACACACACAGCUUACGGGAGGACGAAGGCAGGCCCGAAAAUAGCGUUGCCAUGUGAAGCAGAAGGGAGCGCAAGAACAACUCAUCGAGAAUGUGCCCUGUGCAGGAAAAUAACAGAAGGUCAGAUAGCACCAGGAAGAAAAGCUACUGAAAGAACGGCGAAAGAGCUAGUAAGAAGCACGCAACGAUGGUGUGUUCGUUCAGCCAAGUGCAGUGCAGUGCAGUGCAAGCCGCACGUGCCUUACUCUAUCCCCAACACCUCCAUCUCAACGUAUUCUGUGGAGGGGGGUUUGGAGCCUGCGCCGUCCCGAAGUAUAAUUGCUCGCCUCACCUCCCCAACGCGCAUCUCCGGCAGAAGCUUUUCUGCUUCUUCGUACCCGGUGUCGUGUUGUGCCCAGGUCACAUUAUCAUACUGAGAUAUCAGAUCGCCCACUUUCACUGGCCGCCAAGCAGCAUUCACUUUAGCUUUUGGCCUAGUUUCGUCACCGGGGAAGCCCCGCCGCCAUUCCGUAAACCUGUAGCGGAUGACAUUGUUCUGCGUUGCAGCCGCCCCAGUGCCGGGCUUGACCACUUGGUACAGCAGCUUCAACGAGGGAGACCAGAUGAAUGUCCUGUUGACAAGUUCGUCGGCCGGUCGACGUGUCGCAUCCGCACAUCCGUCCAACCUGAAAGAAAACAAGAAACAAACUUGACGGCAAUCAAGCAGCCACGACGGCUGCAUGCAUGACAUUGUAUUCACUCUCACAUUUUGUCCCACGUCGUGUUGGCAUACACAUCGCCAAGAAGUUGGACCUCGUCAAAAUGCUCCUCGAGAAUGGGCCGCCACUGGCCGUCGACUUCCAUUAUGUAGCCUCCCUGACCAUCAAGUUCCUCACCAUCAAGGUGGACGCAACGACCGUCGAGGACACCCACAGCCUUCCCCGCAGGCUUCAGCUGACCAUCACUGACACGAGAAACACAGCGAAGGUGCGGUUGCGCGAGCAUCUUGAGGUUGUUACCUGACUUCCGGCACACCCCGUGUGAAUUUGACGUCGGCAAAUCUUUUGAUGUCUUUCCAGCAGCUCGACCGGAUCGGCCGGCGAAGGCCCUCCGCCUCUAUCUGAUGGCAAUCAUCGCUGUCGAAGUAUACAAAGCAACCUUGGAGCAACCCAAUCGCCUUGUCAGUCGCUCGCAUCGUCAGAGCCACCCCUGGAACCACACACAGCCACGGACAGCAGUCGAGUUCCCCCUCCUUUAUGUACACACUCAGAGUCCCAUGGCAUUGCUCACUUGACGCUGGGUUCCUUCUUGCCCUCAGCAGUCUGUUCACACGGCUCGGGCGAGAGAUCUUGGACAGAUCUGCUACAAGGAAGCCACCAGAUGAACGGAGAGGGGCGAGAUGACGCCCUUCUCCCAUAUGUCCCAGGGCCGCAGCAACGAUAGCAAGCCACAAAGCCAUCAUCAUGAGCACGUCGAGACGUUCUUUCGCAGGUUUGAUGAAUUUGAUGGCUCCACAGAGACGAAUGAUGCUCCUCACUGCGCUCUUCGUCCGAAAAC
This is a messenger RNA of Vitrella brassicaformis, 2066 nucleotides long. The record is from the annotation of a GenBank genome assembly. Lineage: Eukaryota; Vitrellaceae.